CUUUACUUGAACUCUCCUGCAAAUAUGAUUCAGGGUUCAACCGCUCACUUUUAUCCCUAUUAAGAACAUUCUUUUCCCCCUCUCCCAAAACCCUAAUAAAAAGUCUUUUGUCCAAAACCACUGUUCUCCCUUUCCCCUUCCCCCUUCACAUGGCUCUGCAUCUGAGCAGACCCAAGCGUAGAUCACUCACAAACCCCUCCCUCAUCCAUCUCUUCUCCACAUCCUCCUCUUCACCCCCUCCAAAUGACCCAGAUGCCAAAACCAAUUUCAAUAUCAACCGUAACGAUGGCGUUUCCGGUCACUCUUCAAUAUCUUCAUUCGUCAGUGAAGUUAAAGCCAGCUUGAAGCAUCGGCAAGAGACCACCGCCACGCCUUUUUCUAGAAAAUCCGUCAAUCCUACUGUUCCCAGCUCAAAACCCGCCUCCCUCGAAGAUAUCCGCAAGAAUCUCUCUGAGUUCCGCCGGCGAGCUGCUGGGCCUCCGGUUAAUGAGUCUUCGUCUGCCCCGUCGCCAGGGUCGCCGGCUAUUUCAUUUCAAGAACUGUACAAGAGAAAUGUUAUGCAGAAAGCGGGGGAGUCAAAUGUGAAUGCCGAUGUUUCGGGUCCAGGGGCUGUGGGAGGUGGGAAAUUGUCCCUUGAUACUAUAAGAGAGAGUCUGCGGCAAAUGAGGUCCAACACUGCCGUGAAUGCGGAGAAAAGGGGAGGCGUGCAGCCACUGUCGCUGUCACGUUUUAAGGAUAAUUUAAGGAUGAAGCCGUCGUAUGGGGAUUUGGGAUCGAAGGUGAUUGGAGGGACCUCAGCGGAGCUGCCUAUAUCCGUGUUUGGGAGGCGGGAGAUGAAAGGGGACGAAGAAAAGAGUGACCAGUCUUCAAUGAAGACGGAGUUUUUAAAGUUUUAUAGCCCUGUGCAGUUGGGGGAGAAGCUGCGGAUGUUGCGGCCAGAGAAGAAGCAAGGGAAUUGGUUUUCUUUGCAGGAGUUGAAUGAGAGGUUAGUCCGGUUAAGAGAAAUGGAUGAGAAGGAGAGUGAGUCACGCAUUGGAGGGAUUCACUUUAAGGAUGUGAGGGAGAGCUUGGUGAGGUUACAGAUGGCUGAUGAAGAGAAGCAGAAAAGGAGUUCCAGUAAGUGUACAAAGAAGCUAUGAAUUCUGACUGUUGUCUAUGUCUCUUGUUGAGUUAAAGUAAAGUUUUUUUUUU
Rubroshorea leprosula is the source of this 1191-nucleotide messenger RNA. NCBI's taxonomy places the organism in Eukaryota, Viridiplantae, Streptophyta, Magnoliopsida, Malvales, Dipterocarpaceae. The record is from the annotation of a GenBank genome assembly.